UCCUCAUCCUCAGAGGCUGAAGAGGAGAUCAUCGCUGAAGACUAUGAUGAUAACAACGUUGAUUAUGAAGCUACAAGGCUUGAAAAUUUACCAACGAAUUGGUACAAAGUUUUUGACCCUGCUUGUGGACUUCCUUACUACUGGAAUGUAGAGACGGAUUUAGUGUCCUGGUUGUCCCCCAAUGACCCGGCAGCUGUCAUCACCAAAGCCAUUAAGAAACAGAAAGGUGAGACUGGACAUGACAAAGCGGACAGCCACUACGAGAAGGCAGAGAGAGACCGGGAUCGAGAGCGAGAGAGAGACAGAGAGCGGGAACGGGACAGGGAGGACGGGCGGGACAGAGAUAGAGACCGAGAUAGGGAUAGGGAUCGAGAGCGGGACAGAGACAGGGAGCGUGACAGACGGAUACGGAGAGAUGACAGUGCACCGUAUAGCAAAUCAAAGAGAGGAGGACCAGGAGGAGGUCGGAAACAGCAGCAGGAGGAAAUGGAUCCCAUGGAUCCCAGCGCCUAUUCAGAUGCUCCAAGGUAG
Messenger RNA from Sinocyclocheilus grahami, 531 nucleotides. RefSeq names its product polyglutamine-binding protein 1-like. Gene Ontology annotation, biological process: alternative mRNA splicing, via spliceosome. NCBI's taxonomy places the organism in Eukaryota, Metazoa, Chordata, Actinopteri, Cypriniformes, Cyprinidae. The transcript has 4 exons. Gene Ontology annotation, molecular function: ribonucleoprotein complex binding; protein binding. The annotation marks the transcript as partial. The record is from RefSeq and is a predicted model, not a curated record. Gene Ontology annotation, cellular component: nuclear body; cytoplasm.